This is a messenger RNA of Bufo bufo (common toad), 1126 nucleotides long. RefSeq names its product coiled-coil domain containing 126 (gene CCDC126). Bases 261 to 680 code for a protein of 139 amino acids. The transcript is spliced from 3 exons. The record is from RefSeq and is a predicted model, not a curated record. NCBI's taxonomy places the organism in Eukaryota, Metazoa, Chordata, Amphibia, Anura, Bufonidae.
GUUUAGCGAGUAGUUGAGUCAGAAGGAGCAGCGUCCACACAGCAAUGGCACAGCCCGGGCACCCAAGGCCAGUGUGACGGCUACACCCAGGGGCCCACUGCCGGAGAGCCCGACCGCUGAUGCGACUUGAUUUUUGAGGAAGAGAAAGUCAUUAAAAUGAAUUGUACAAGUGACUGUGUCCACUCCAGUUUUCUUUAUUGCGUGUAACGCCUUGAAAAGAAGUACAUUUCUAGUGCAAGCUGAACAGAGGUUGAAAUAACAUGUAUUUAACAUUCUCCAGAAAGUCAGUAUCUCAGAAACUGAGUAUUUUACUACUUGCCUUUGGAUUCAUUUGGGGACUCAUGUUGCUACGAUACACCAUUCAGUAUCCCAGACACCAGAGCAGCACUGAGCUCCGAGAACAGAUCUUAGACCUCAGCAGAAGAUACGUGAAAGCCUUGGCUGAAGAAAAUAAAAACCUUGUCAAUGGAGGGAGCGGAGGCUCCAUGGCAGGAUAUGCUGAUCUGAAGAGGACGAUAGCAGUUCUGUUAGACGACAUCCUGUUGCGCCUAGGAAAACUAGAGAACAAAAUUGACUAUAUUGUAGUGAAUGGAUCAUCCAGUAACAGCACUAACAGCACCACCGGGAAUCUGGUUCCACUAACUACAAGUAAACGUGUCAAUACCUCUGGAAAGCGAUGAUAAGAAAGAAAUCGCGGCCCUAAGCUUAGAGAGACACCCUCCCCCCGGCUCAAGGAAAAGUUGUCUGGAGAAUUAACAUGAGGAUUUACUGCUGUAAUGUCAAGUGUUAGACACUUGUCAAGAAUUGUAGGCCAUAUUUUUUUUCUUUUUUCUUAAAUGAAAGGACAUGUUUUUCUACGUGUGUGAAUUUUAUUAGUUGGUUCUAGAUUAUAAUAUUUAGUAAUAAAAAAAGAAAUAUUUUGAAUCUGUUGUAAAAAAGUAAAAACCUAUACUUGUAUAUUAUAUUUUGCUACACAGAAAUGUUAUGUUUUAAGCGAAGGUUUUUGAAUGUGUGACCCAAAGAAUGUAUUUAUUUGCACUGUUAAAGCAUAGCAUAACCAUAGAUGACUCUUAUUGUCUUAUUCAUGUAAGCUCACCAAUGACAAAUAAAAAGAUUAGGAACUGUG